AUGUUUCGAUCUGCCUGCAGUUUAGCAGAAAAAUAUUUGUGUAAUUCCGGAGUAUCGUUAGCGCGCUUUAUUUAUUUUUUGUUUGUUUCCUUCGCAAAAAAGUGUAAAAUUCCAGAAAUACUGCACAUCGUGGUGCAUAAAACAUUUAAUCAUUGAUCGAAAGAAGCGGAGAGCCGGUGGAAGCACCGGCCCGCAUACCUCCACUGUGCUUCAGGUCAAAACGGAAGCUCCGCAACCCGAAAAAGCGACUCGAGGUGGAAGAAAAGCUGGGAGAGGAGCUCAUAACAAUCCGCCAGCGCAAAGAGGUCGCAAAUCAAAUGCUGCUAAAGAAUUGGAAAAUCGUGUUGCCUUUGCGCCUCCAAAAUACCAUGAAGAAGUUAAAUUAGAGUAUGAUCUUCAUAAUUUAGCUUGCCCACACGCCGAAUCAUGUAUAUGUGAGUUUUAAAGAAGUUUUUACGAGUGUUUUGUAUUUCAUAAAAUAAAAUUUAGAUUCAUUGAACUUACCAAAAUAUGCUUCAAUACAAACAGGAUGGAAUAAACAAUUGAGAUCGAUGAGAAAAAUCAGAUUUGUUGAUAAUGUUCGAGCAAAAUUGAUGAAAAAGAAAAAAAGGAGAAAGGCGAAAAAAGUAGUUGCAGUAUUUGAUGCGAAAAAGAUGUUAAAUAUGAGGAUUUUGAGGAAAAAACGAAAAACAAUUAAAAAUCCCAAAGUUGCGAAGAAGGUGAUGAGAAAGACGAAAAAAUUGGCGACGAAAAAUGUGAAAAGACAUGGGAAGAUUGUGAAUAAGAAAAAGAUUUUGCUGAAAAAUGGAAAGUUGAAGCUGAAAAAGAGAAAGGAUUUGAGAAAAUCAAAGAUGAAGACUGCGAAAAAUGUGAAGCUGAAACUCCGACAGAUUAUUAAAUAUAAGAAAGAGGAUUGGAUUGUUAUUUCGAAGCGAGGUUGUGCCAAGCGAGGAUAUCAAUAUUCUGCUGUUCUUGUAAGUUUUUUGGGGGAAAGGGAAUCACUAGUUUUUAUAUUGGAAAGUCACUCUUCAUUUUUAGAAAGGCGAAUUCAAUGGUGAGAAAAUAUUCCGUUAUAAACGAGUGAAAAAUGGUGCUGGAAUUCGUGUUCUGAAAAAUGAGAAAAACGAGAAAGUCAAAUUUAUCGCUUCUUUGCCAUAUUCGAAACCUGAACUGGAGAAAAUCGAUUAUCCGAGGAUUUAUCCUGAAGUCGAGAAAAAAGAUGAGAAAACAAAAGGAUCGGAGAAAAAGAAAACUUUGAAAAGCCCCCAGAAAAAACCUGUAAAUAGUGCUAAAAAGAAGAAAAUUACUGGAGGAGCUACUGUAUCAAAAAAGAAACAGAAAAAAUCAGCAAAACCUGUAGAAAAGCUGGAAAAUAAGGAACUCGAAAAGAAGAAGAAGAAAACAGGAGAGAAAAAGAAAAGUACGAAGAAGAAAAAUAAGGUUAAAAAGUUAAAAAAUAAGAAAAAGAAGAAUAAAAAGAAGAAGAAGAGGAUUGAUGAAUUUGAAAAAGGAAUUGAUGUUCGACAAAAGCCAGUUCCAUUUGUUGAAGAAUUUAUUAUUGAUGAUCAUUCGCUUAUUGCAUUUGCUACCGUCGCAGAUGAAAAAGUUGGUUUUUUUCGGAAAAUUUGAAAAAUUUUGAUAUAAAAUUUGAUUUGAAACAUGAAGAAAACGUACAAAUUUGAGAAACCGUUGAAGUUCAGAAAAUUCUACAAAUUCACAAACAUUCUUUUUUAUUCUGAAAUUUCAGAAUUCCUGGACUCUCCUGAAUUCAAAUACUUGAGAUCCUUACCGAUUUUGUCAAAUCAAAAUAUUUAUUCAGAAAUUUCACGCAUUUAUUUUCUUUCGAAAAAAUCUCGAAAUAAAUUCUUCAAAAUUUCAUUUAAAUUUUGACGUGACAUUUUUCUGCCACGUGUCACUCGCGUGUUUUUUUUUAUUUAAAAAUAAUUACUUCUUCAUUCUUCAUUUCAGAAAUAUCAACAACAAGUUGCCUAUCGUCGUCGAAAACUCAUAGAAUAUUAUUGGUGGACACAAAUCCAAAAUCUUUGCGCUGACACCAAAAAACAUUUGCAAUAUUUUAAGAAAAAGGUUGGUCUGAUAACUUUACUCAACAGAUUUAUUUAUGUAAACUGUUUUACAGCGAAAAAAUGAACAUUUGAAGAGAAAGGAGGAAGCAAAACAGAAACGAGCCGAAUUCAAACGAGUAAAUGAGCAAUUGAGAGAAAAAUAUUGGGAAGUUGCUAAACAUAUUAGACAAUAUGAACAAGAAAGGCCCAAUGAGGAGUGUCGUAAGUAUCAGUUUCGGGGGAGCUCUAGAGAAACGGAUAAGAUUCAGCAAUUAACUUCUGGUGAAUUUUAUUAUGCUGAUAACGAUUCUGAAGUCGAAAAUUCUCUUCCAAAUUUGAAGAUAGCUUAAAAAGGCUCACAGAUAUUUUUGAAAAUUUUCAACCUCAAAAUUGUUAUAAUCAGAAUCCAGUUUUAAUAUUCCCACCAAAUUUUGUUUCAAAAAAUAUAUUACACCUUGUGCACCCUUCUCUCAUUAGAAAAAGGUAAUCGUAAAUAUUUUGCAGCUCCUGAUUUGAUUGAUGCAUUUUAUAUGAUUUCUGAUGAAUUGAAACAUCGAAAAGAAGAAUGCAAAAAACGACGAGUUCUUCAUAAAAUCAAGAAAUCUUGGGAGAAACAAUUGCACAAAAUUCGAAGAGAAGUUCAAAAACGAUAUCCAAUUAUGAAGAUAAUGUUGAAUAUGGUUAUGAAUCGACACAAAUUAACACUUCAACUUGUAACAUCUGGAAAUAAAGAGGUUUUACCGAUUCGAAAAGGAAAGAAGGGAAAACUUGUUAUGCCGACUAGAAAAUAUGAUCGAAUUUUGAAGGAUCAAGCGAAAAAAGAGCAGAAAAUUGUUGUAGAAAUCAAGAAGAAAGAAGAAGUUGGAAUGAAAAAGAAAAAUAAGAAGAAAAAGAGGAAAAUGACAGAAAUGGAAAAGGAAAUGUUGAGAAAAAGAAGAGAAAGAAUAAAUAAAGUUGCGAGAAAAUGUGUGAGGAAAAAGAAAAAUAAGAAGGACAAGAAGAAAAAGCAGAAGAAUACAUCACCAUUGAAGAAAAUGAUGAAAAAAUCGAAAAAAAGGUCCCAAAAAGGCUAAUUCGAAAAAACCAGCUGAUAAAAACAAAAAAGGCAAGAUCUUCAAAAGAGUAGUUCGCGGACCACAUGGAAAAUCGAAAAUUGGCAGAAAAUAUGGGCCGAGAAGAUUGGAUUUGUUGAGAAUGCGUGGAUGGAUGGAUAAAAUGACAUUAGAGGAUCGAGUUGAUUUUAUGAAUUUGUUGAAGUCUUUUUCGUUGGCUGAUUUGAAGACAAAUGCGAGGAAGAAGCAGACAAUGAUGAUUGAUAAAGCUAUUAAUUUUAGGGUGAGGUUUUUGGGGAACGGGGGGGGGGGCUGAAAUCGAUUCUUUGAGAAUACAACAAAUUUAUCCGUGGAAGUAUUUAGGAAACAAUAUUUUUCCAAUUUUUACUGAAAAUUUUUGAAAAAUAAUUACAAGUCGGAAAAUUUUCCGAGUGAAAAAUAACACGAAUAAAUUCCUGACGGUUUUUCACCCGAAUUUUGUUUGAUAAGUUCUUUCUGCAGCACGUUUUGAGUUUCGAAAUUUUGUAUUAUAUUUUUUGAAAGCUGUCCGAUGUUUGAGCCUAGUUUAAAAAUAUAACUUCAUCCCUUUCAUAUUUAAAGCCGAUUUUUUAGACACUACAUUUCAAACAUAAAUGAUUUCGCUGUUUUUUUCACCUGGAUAAAGUGUAAUUGAGAUUUUUGAAUAAUUAAUUUCAGCUGCUUUACAGUAUCCCAAAAAGUCAGAUUUCUUGACUGUCAAAAUCUCCCAACUUUAAAAAUUUAGAACUUCCUUGUCCCUCCAACAGUCCCUUCUUUUUUCCAAAAAAUAUUUAUGUUUUUAACUGCUAUCUAUCUAGUAUUAGGAUAAUCCCGAUCAAAGUAUUUCUAGCUUUCAAAAUAAUUAGUUAUAUUAGUGUUGUGUGGGUUUUCUUCAUCUUCAUCUGCCUGCUUGCUUGGUUGCUUCUCUAAUCUCCUCUUAUAGUUUAUCCCGGAUUUAAAGUGAACGAUUUACUGAAAAUCAAAAGUGAAUAAUCUAAUGAUGACGAGGCGAGAAUUAAUCAGCCAGCGCAAAAAAAGACAAUGUUCGAAAAUCAUUAGCAUGCAGAGCGGAAAUAAUGAAAUCAUAAGGGGAUUUAGAAUGUUUUUCACAUUUUCUUGUUUUUUCCAGACCAAUCAAAUGCUCGAAAGAUUAAGAAAGCAACACACAAAUUAUACGGAGAAUGAUGAGUUCAAGGUGGGUUUUUGAAGUUUUUUUUUGAUAAGAAUAACUAUUUUGGAAUCAUUUUGCUAAGGGUUUCCAUGCUUAUUAUGAAAACAAACCGGAAUUUCUAAAUUUUUAAAUUUCUAAAAAUACUUUUUCUUAGAAAAAAGUUCCCCUUGAGUAUUUUUUUUCUCAAAAAAUAUAAUUGAUAUCAUUAUUUUCAAUCAGACUGAUGAUAUUAGUUUUCCCUCGACUAGUUUUGAUUUUUUGCUCACUUCAUAUUUUAUUAUAGCCUGAGAAAGGUUGAAAUUAUGAGGUUUCUGCUUUUUGUACCAUGAUUUAUUUUUUGUAAUAUCAUUUUAUCAUUCGGUCUGCUGAGCUUUUUCUAUUUGUGCAGAGCCAUUUUUAAUUAAAAAAAUAUGAUGUGUAAUAGUUCGAUCCAAUUAUUUUUUUACACAGUUCUCGCCCAAAAAUAAGACGGUUUUAAUAUUGGCUCGGCCUGCCCAAUUAUAUUUUUACACACACCUUUUCAAAAAAUCGUAUAGCUGGGGAAAUGUCAGAAAAUAAUUGUGGGAUUAUUUUUUGCACAAAAUUAUUGUGAUUAGUCAAAUCUCUUGAUACUUGGAAUUCUUGUGGUUCUUUGAACCAAAAUCCAGAAUGUUGCAAUUUUUGGGGGAGAAAUUUGAUACCGCAAAAAGCUGACGUGGUUGGAAAUUCCAGGAAAAAGUAAUAUAAUAUAAUAUAUAUUAUUUAACAGUUGAUAUCAAACUAAACUAUAUAUAUAUACACAUAUUUAUUUAUUUAUGUAUUUAUUUUUCCACUCUUCGAUGUUCAAAGAACUUCUUCUUCUUCUUGUUGUCUCGGUCUCUCGAUCUUUUUUUUUCUUUCCAAUUUUCUUCCCUUCUUCUCUUCGCUCUUUUUUUUUGCCCUGCAACAACCACUUAACAACAUGUUGGUUUUUGUUUGUUCCGAAAUGAAUGGGGGAAGAAAGAGAAGGAAAACAAAAUGUGUAUUUGCACUUUUUUUGGAAGAAAAAGAAGAAGAACGGACGCGAAAUAAAGAGAAAUGGAAGAAAAAAGAAACAUUGUUCAAAUGGUCUGUUGUAUAUACAUAUUUGCUUUGCGAGAAAAAAAGAGGGAAAAAUUUGACGCUUGUUCAAAUAAAGAAAGAAAAUGAUCUAUUGAACGAUUGUAAUUCGAGAUUUUUUUUCUUGGUCUGGUUGAUUUAUGGACCAAAACACGGAAUUAAACUACUUUGAAUGAAUACUUGGAGAUUUAGACUUUCAUACACACAAAGUCUGUAGGUACGUUCGUUUGCAACUACAAAAAUACAAUUGUUUCUAUCAUACAAAACACAGGGCGCUUUCUGCCAGCUUGUGGUGAUUUUUAGUUAUCGGAUCUAUUCCUUCUAAUCUUUGCUAUUCUAUUUUUGCCGGAUUAUUUUAUUUUUCAUACUUGAUCAGUUCAUCUUCCUUCCCACGCGCACGCGAUCUCCAAUUUUUUGCUGGGUUUUCUCGAAACCCUGAACAAAUUUGUGCUGAAAACAACAACAUCCCUCGACUGAGUCAUUUCCAUAUACAUACACAUAUUUUUCCGUCUUCUAGCAAAUCCCCGGCUCACCUAAUCGGAGUAGCUCAUGCAUAUGUGUUUUUUUUCUGCUCAUUCGCCCCUCGGUUUUUUUGUGCUGCUGUUUUCUUGCCUGAAAAAUUGAGUGCGCGACAACGACGUCUUCGUUUUUUUUGUGCGUUGUGUGUCGAAAAAAAUGGACAGCAACAGCAGAAGAAGCAGCAGCGCUCGCCUCAUUCUCUCACAUACUCUAUUCAUCCAUCUGUUGAACAUUCUGACUCGUUUCGUAUGCUUCUCUCAUAUCGUACUAUCUCGCCGUAUGCUUCUCUACCCCAUAGAUCUAUAAAAACUGUCUGAUUCUCUCGACGAAAUCUCUCGUCGUUGAGAAAUACUGCCGCCUGCUGCCAAAUUGUAUACUCUACACUAUUUCGGUGAAGGAAACGAUUCGAUGUGUUUUUUUCGCAUUUUUCCACGGUCACUCUUCUUCUUUUCUUCUUCGUUUAUUAUUGAUGUGUCUGUGUGUUAUUUCGACAACUUUCACUUUUUUCUCGUCUUCACGAACGCAUGCGCGGAUUUUUUUCGCUGGAAGGAAGGGAAAUAGAAAGAAGAAAAUGAUGAAGAAAAGAAAUUGGGCAGUCGAGAUAAAAGUACACAUUAUGUAUUUUACGAAUAACACGAUCAGAUGGAAAAAUAUGGUACUUGUUGUUUUCAAAAAUUCUUUCUCUAAUUCUCUUUCUCUCUUCAUAAUCUACUACACCUGAUACAAUUCGCUAAUCGCCUCAAAAAUAGAUACAAAUUGAUUUAGUUUUGUAGUUAGUUUUGUCUGCCCUUUUUCGGUGGUCGUUCUUUUUUUCCACUUUUUUUUUGCAAUCAUAAUCUUUUCGGAGGUCUAGCCUGUUUACUCAAACAUUUUGGAUAGGGAUUUUGUUUACACACACUCACUCUCACUCCACCUUCAAGACACAACAACAAAAAUAAAUAUAACAAAAACGACGGAAGAAGAAAAAGAAGAAGAUAUUAGACCCAAUGUCAAUAUUAGGUCAGACAAAGUGUAUUUUUGGUCGGGCGGGGACCCGACAGUGUGUUCCGCGAUUUUAUACUGUAAAUACUAAAUACACUUUAAAAAUUGAAAGUGAGUGUGUAUUCAAAAGCCACGUGGAAUGAAACAGUUAACGGUCACCCAUUAUUCAAGUGACUAGGAGAAUAAUAAACUCUGGAGAUUCGGACACGUAGUACAGUGGUGUACGACAUUGACCAUUGAGGAUUCAAGUCACACUGCCUGAGUUGAUCGACACUAGGAAUGAAACCCGUCAUCGGGAGAACCACUACCACUGAGCCUAUUACGAAAACAUGAUUUUUGGUCUCUCUAUUCCUCCUCUAAUGAGGGGUUGCGAUUUGAAACAACAUUAUGCUGUUCUAUGCUACAAAAAAUGUAUAUUGAAAAAUUGAUCGUGUGUGUCGCUCUUUCAUCUCAUAUUUCCUCUCCUCUCUUCUCUCCUUUGAUUUCCCAUAGGCAAUUCCAGUUUAUCAUCAUCAUUGGCCCCGUCAUCUCAUCAUCAUCGUUGAUUCGAUUUAGACAUUUUGUGUUGUUCCAGAGAAUGCACUUCUCUUUCUCUCUCUAUCUUUUCUCUUUCCCCCAUUUUUCAUCAAGUGAUUUUUUGUCAUCUUCAUCUUUUACAUAUGUGAACAUACAAAUCCCUGCAUUUUUUUGUAUGUGUGCCUCCUCAAAUUUUGUCUCUCCCCCCCCCCUUUUUUCCCCAUUUUUUUCUCUCGUUUUUCGAUCAAGGUCCUUUGUGGUUGGGGGGUUUUUGUCCUCCUCUUCUUCUUCUUCUUCUCUUUUUUCGCUCAUCGUCGUUAGUUUUUUCCGUCUCCUUCUCUAAUUCUUCGCUAUUUUUCUCUUUUUCUCUCUCGCUAACACUAUCUCAUUUCAUCUCCUUCUCUACCCAAUACUAUCUCAUUUUUCGUAUGAUUCUCUUGGUUAUUUGUGAUGUUUGUCUCAAAUUCACUGCGGGCGCUGCUAGUUAUCUAUGUCGAUUUUUUGUCGCCGUAUUCUUUCUCUUGUUGUCCGUUGAUUCGACCCGCCCGCCCGCCUUCUUUUUUCUUGAAGAAGAAUUCGCUUUUUGUGAUUGAAAUUGACUGAAAGAUAGAAUUGAAAAGAUAAAAAAGAACAUGUGAUUUAGGAGGGAUCAAAGUACCAUAGUGUCUCUUGCAGCCGAAAAAGUUGCGAUGAAAAGUUUUUGUUGUUGCUGUGAUCCAAUCCCACGGGCAUUUCUUUCCUUUCUUCUUCCGUUUCUCAAGAUUCUUAUCAUAUGAUGUUUGAUGGCAGAAGGAACAUCCCAUAAAUUAUGGUUUCCUAAAGGCAUAGUGUUCCUUUUUGCCUGAUGCCACCCGUCUUUGUUUGGUUGGUGUAAAAAGAGAUUCAAUCUUUCUUCUUCCUUUUUUUGAAUAGUUUUUUUGUGUGGUCUGGUGGUCACCCGCCCGCUGAAAAUCGUAAUUGGGCGCGAAUAAACAGCGGCACACAAUAAAUGACCUUGUGAUGUCUCAAGGUUUUUUUUGCCCACUCAUUCAUUCAAUUCACACUUUGGUUUUGGAAAAAAGGUGCACUCUGUGUGGGACAACGACACUUUUCAUCGAAAUGUUUGGCAGGAAAAGAUCAACUGAUAAAUGUGUUGACUUUUUUCUUUUAAAGAAGAAGACAAAAAGUGAAGAAGACGCCACAACCAAAAACGAUGUAUGAUAACAGUUUUUCGAUCAGAGUGUUGAUGAAAUGAUAAGACGAUGAAAAAAGAGACAAAAAUUAUGGGCAAACAAAACGUGACCGCAAAUUUAUACGUAUCUAUCAAAAUGAACCCAACUCCAACCGAUAAGAAACGUGUUUUUCACUUCUUUUUUGGUAACUACAUCGAACAAUGAAAGUGCGCAAUCAAAUUAUUGCGUAAUUGGCAGAUGGUAGAAAGAGUUGUUGUACUGUACAGACACAUUUUUAAUUGGGAAAAAACAUCAACAUAGAUAGAAAAGCGAGAGUUCUCUACUUUACACUGUGUAUUUUUAUCAGUCAGUUGGCAUGUGGCCAAUAUAACUUUUGUUGAGGCGAUGUUGAUUCACAUGACCAUUCAGUCAUCUGGAUUUUUGUUCAUUUUUGCUGCUUCAAAUGAGUUUGUUGCCUUUUUCAUUUCGAUAUACUACUCAACAAUUUAUCUAUCUAUUCGUUUUUUCUAUCCAUCCAUCUCCUAUUCAUCCAUCCAUCCAUCUAUCCACUUUGUUGUAUUCGUUUUCGCUCUUUUUUCUAUUUUUUCUUCUUCUUCGUCCUCUCCCCCUUUUUUCACAUCAUUUUCCGUCGUCUUCUCUAAUCCCUACACUCUUGUGUCUCUCAAUCUCUGCACCCUCUUCUUCUCAAUUUUCUGCAUCUCUGCACUCUCUUCUCUCUUAUCUUUCUCAUUCUCUAGACCCUCUUUAUGUAUCGUCUAGAUGGAUUUGUGUGUAUGUGUGUGUGGCGUGUCAUUUAUUUUCUCCCCCCCCUCACACCCAUUUUCUUCUUUCGCUGUCUCUUUUUUUGCUGCUUCGUUUUCUUUUCCGUUCAAAUGCGAGAGCCAGCAGUUUUUUGUCUAGUUUGAUGCUGAAAAUUAUUUGCUACCCGGAACCACUGGUACAUUUUCUUAUCUAUAGUUAGUUCUAGGAUGUAGUGCACGGUAUAUUUGAUUUCCCACGAUCAUAAUUAUUUUUGUUUUGAAUUCUUUCGCUUGAUGAAAUGUAUAUAUAAUAUUUAUUUGAAUUGUUAUGAUGUAUAUUAUAAUAAUAAAAAUGAUAUUGUUUGUUUGCAAACCGUUUUCGUCCUAUUAUUAUCAUCAUUUCUCUCUCUCUCUCUCCCUCUUUUUAUCAUUUUCGACCCUUGUUAUCUAUCAGGUUGUAUCAUUUUAGGUGAUUGGUAGAAUUCCAAGUUUUUUUAUAGAGGCUGAAUUUGACAAGUGCAAAAAACAUUGGUUGAUAAGAUGGUAGAGUCAUAUGAUAAAAUUUCGAAAUUUUUUCUGUGUUGUUGUUUGAACAGCUUUUCUCUCUUCUCUUGUUCGAUCAUUUCCAAUUUUGUUUUAGUUGUUCUAGUUUGUUGACCUUUCUUGUCAAUCAACAAAUGAUCUUAUCGUAUAUUGUCUGCAUUUUGAUAGUAGUUUUUGUUGACAGCUGAAAUUAUAGUGUGUCUGAGAAACCGUUUUUCGUUUUUUCAGCUGUUCUCCACCUGCGUUCUUUUUUUUCUAAUCAUAUAUUCAACCAAUUUUGAUCUCACACCCCAUAGAGUACUUCGAUCCGGUUUUUUUCCAUUCUCCGCUCUGGUUUUCACUUUUUGAAUAUGUUCUUUUGCUGCUGUCCGAUAUCAUUGACCAUCAAGCCGACUAGCCAUUAUAAUUACAAUAUAAUGAUGACGAGAAAAAUCGAAAGCCUGGUUAUUCUUCUUUUUCUAAAUAUCCAGUUUUCGAAUCUCGCAACCGACCAUUCUGAUCUUUUUUUCCGAGAGAAUAUGGAGUUUCACUUUUUCUUGUAUAAUGAACUCUUGUUUUAUAGGGGAGUAAGAUAAGAAAUUGAGUUUAUCUGAACAUUUUUGCACAAUUAAACUACCAGGUACCGUAUUUAUAAACUUGGUAGGCCAAAAAUUGGAGAAAAAUUGAGUUAAACUAAUGUGAUUUUGGAACUUUGGUCCAUUUUGAAGAAUCAAUUAGUCGAAGUCUAAAUCUCUUAUCACACUAUGUGGGGAUCAAACUAUAAACAUUUCGUAGAUCAGAAUCGACAAUACCCUUUGCUUUCAGUUCUGGGAUUAGAACUGUUCUGAGAAGAUUUCAUAGGCUGUACUGUAGUAUCAAAUAAUUCUGCAAAGUUUUUUUUUGAUUAUUCCCUCUCUUUUUUUGCCAAUUUUUUUCAGUUUCAAUAAUAAACUGCAAUUUUUCUUCGCUCGUCUACCAAUUUAUUUAUAGUCCAAAAAUAUUAAUCAUACUUUUUUUCUAGAAAAGAGAGGAAGUCGUUGGUGAAAAUCAGAGUUCCGAACAACUUCUGACUGCCGACGAGCAACACCAAAUCGACGAAGAAGUUGAAAUCGAGUGCGCUGUUGAAGAACGACGACUACAGCAAGAAUUUGAGAACGCAAUCGCCCAAAAAGCACAAGAACCUGGAGCCGAGAAAUUGAGCGCCGAACAAAAACGACAACAAUUCGAUAAACUUCGUCAAGAAAUAUUUGGAAUUGUUGUAGAAUCGCCGAAGGUGAGCGCCCCCUUUUUUUCACAUUCUCAUCGCAUUUUCAUUGAAAAAUCGAAUUAAACAAUUAUUAAUUUUUCAUAAUUUGAUCAACAAUUUUUUGAGAGAAUCAUACAGUAUCAAAAAUCUUUUCUUUCUUUUUCUGCAGAUCAAAUCAUUUUUUAAUAAUAAAAAAUGGCUCAGACAUUGUAAUAAAAACAUUCCUUUUUUUCAAUAAUCAAAAAAAAAAAGAGAUUUUUAAACUGUACCGCCUCCUUAUUUCAUUUCAUUUCAUUUUCCCGCUCAUAUUUAUAAUAAAAAUGUCAUCUUUGCAGUCGUCCUCAAAUCAACCGGAGAAACGAGAGAAGCGAAAAUAUACGAAACGUAAAAAUAUUGCGCCUGAUAUGAAGAGUCCUGGCACAUCUUCAACAAUGACAGAAGCCGCCGCACCAAACACAACCAAUAAUAAUGCUCAAAAUGCUCAACAACAAAAUGUUGUUGUUCCAACUGGAACUGUGCCAGCUGCCACUCAACAAUCAGUGAUUGGAAUCAGCAAUCAGGCAGCAUUAUCAGCUGGUUCAGCGCCAAAAAGAGGAAAUAGUGAAACACCACCAGGAGCUGGACAACAAGCUAAAAUACCGAAAAUUGGGGAUGAUAUUUAUCGAAGCAGUUUGAUUGGAAUUGCAAAACCACAAGAUGUUAUUGGAAUUUCGACAAAUGGAACAGGAACACAUCCGAAUGAUUCAAAAUCAACACCACAAUCAUCAUCAACUCAAUCACUUUAUGUCAAUACAUCUUCCUCAUCAACAACAUCUACAAAUUCCACGAAUUCAUUGCCAGUUAAUCCGUUGCUAGCAACUUCGGCGAACAGUGAUAUUUCUGCAGUGACUGCUGAACAAUUGAAACUAUUGCCAACUUUGCAAAAUGGUGCACCAUUUUUGGCGGCUGGUGGAGGUGGAACUAUUCCAUUUUAUUCUAUUCAAAAAGUGAGUUUCUCAUAUUUUUUAAAAGGAACAUUUGAAUCGAAAGAAUUCAAUUUUUAAGGCUUUCUGAAUUGGACCCGGUCUGAUUUUUUUGAAAUUCUGAAUCGGCUCGAAAAGCCAGUUUGUUUGUUGAAAUUUUGAAAAUGCCUUCUUCCAGUUUUCUUUCCAAAAUUUCAUUAUAGACAAGCACCAACUCAUGAAAUUUUAAUGGCUUCUCGUUUUUUUUUUGCCGGAUCAGAGCAGAGAACCAUUUUCUCUUUUUUCCUCUUUCGUUUUUUCUGGUUUUGCCCAAAUUGAAUUUGGAGCAAAUCCAACAACAAAAAGAGGGGAGAAAGGAAGUGCGUUUAGCGGGCGACCGGAAAUUAAAUGUACAAAUUGUUAUCGAUUUUUCGAAUUUUUCUAGUUUUGUUAGGGACAAACAUGAUUGUCAUACAGAAUUUCACACGAAUAUUAAAGCCACGAGGCGAUUAGUUCUCUCUUUCUCUUGUAAACAAAUAAAAUAGUUUAUUUUUUUCCAGCAACUUGAACAUCAUGGAGUUACUGUACCUGGUCAAGUUAGUUCGAAUGCUCCAACUACAGUAACCGCUGGAAAUAAAGGACCAAAUGCAACAACAACUGUUAGCAGUAGCAAUGCAUCUGCAGUAACUAUGCAGCAACAAAUGGCUGCGGCUGCAGCUGCCAGUUCACUUGCUCUCAAUGGUCUGCAAUUCCCGGCAAAUGCAGCACUUGGAUCACAACUCGCCGGAGCUGCACUUUUAGCGCAAGUUCCGCCAAUUUCAAAGAAACCUGGAAAAUGGUGUAUGAUGCAUGUGAAGAUUGCCAAUGAUAUUCAAAAUAUUCAAAAAAGUCAAUUGCCAACUGAAGGAGGUUCGACAUCGGUUAAAAGUGAUGUGCAAGUGCAACCACAAGCACAACAAGUUGCACCGCAACAAAGACCUGCGCAACCACAACAAGCUAUCCCAUCGGUUGGAGCUGAUUUGGCGGUGGCUGCAGCACAAGCUCAAGCUCAAGCGCAUAUUCAACAACAGGCAAGACUUGCUGCACAAUGUGCACCAUCAACUAGUCAUUCGAAUGCUCAAUCACAAUUUGCCACAUUCCCACCACCGGCUCUCAGUGGAGGACCACAAAAUUAUUCGGGAAAUCCGCAAUUGAUGGCUGCCACUAUUCAAGAAGCUGCGAGACGUGUUGCGUGAGUUUUUUAUUUUCAAAAAGAAAAAACAAUUAUCGAUAACCCCACUAACAAAACACACAAAAAUACACAUUUUUUGAGUCCCCUGAAAAUUAUCGCAACCCGUUCCAGCCCGAUGAUGAAGAAUGCAAAUUGCAGGGCAACUCCGAAACCGGCGAAUCCGGCAAUUCGGCCACCUUCUCAACAGCAACAAGCAAGACAACAAUUGGGCACACCGCAACAAUUGCAGCAACCUUCUGCAGCCGCUGCGGCAGCUGCAGCAGCAGCGAUAUCUGCGAUGGGAUUGGCACAACCGGCGACGACUGCAACAUCUGGUGGAUCACUGACGAAUGGAAUCAGCGACGCUGCUGCGCAUGCUGCAUUCCAACAACAGCAACAGCAGCAAGCAUUGUUUCAGCUUUUGAUUCAACAGCAACAGCAACAACAGGCUGCGCAGCAAAGAGAGCAACAACAAAGAGAAUUGGCUGCGGCUGCAGCUGCUGCACAACAACAGCAACAAGCUCAGGCUCAACAGCAGCAGCAACAAGCUCAAGCACAGGCUCAGGCUCAAGCUCAAGCUCAACAGCAGCAACAGAUGCAACUAUUCCAACAAGUUGCCGCCGCAGUUGGACAUCAGCAACAACAGCAACAGUCGCAACCAAAUAUUCAGCAACUUUUGUUCAUGCAAGCCGCUGCUGGAGGUGAUCAACGGGCUGCAAUUGCUCAACAACUUUUGCAGCAACUUCAACAACAAUCGCAGCAACCACAAUCUUCGCAAGCUCAACAACCAUCGCAAUUCGAUUUAUUGCGUCAGCAACUCGAGCAACAACAAGCGGCAGCUGCUGCGGCUCAAGCGCAAGCUCAGGCUCAAGCGCAACAAUUGCAGCAAUUGUUGCUUUCGGUGAAUAAUAAUGGAAAUGGUGCGUCGGCUGAUAUUUUGAGAUUAUUGCAACAAUCGCAACAGGUGAGCAUUUAUUUUUCAGGGAUUUUGGGGGAUGGUUGCAAACUGGAUUAAAAUUUUAAAAAGAUGAAUUAAUCUGAUUUUGAAGCGAGCUAAUUCGAUCUGAAAACUCAAAAAAAUUGAAAUUCAGAGUUUGUCAAUUUUUUUCGACUUUUCAGUGAAAACAGAGUUUUUCUCACAAACAAAAAAUAAUUCUUUUUUUUCUAGCAAACUCAACAGCAACCACAACAACAACAACCGCAACAGCAACAAGCUGGUCGACAAGCCAAUAUCGAAGCAAUCUUGGCUCUCCAACAACAAGCUCAACAGGCUCAACAAGCCCAUGCUGCACGAAUUCAAGGAAUUCCCGGAAUCCCAGCCGGUUUAUCAAUUGGUCAAGCAGGACAACCAGCUGUAUCAGCCGCACCACAAAAUGCACAACAAGCUGCCCAAUUUAUGCAACAAAUGGGUCUUUCGCAAAAUAUGCUUGCCGCUGUACAACAACAAGCAAAAUUGCCGCAAUUUAGCGCGGCUCAACAAAAUGGACGAUAG
Molecule: messenger RNA, 14720 nt
Organism: Caenorhabditis angaria
Lineage: Eukaryota; Metazoa; Nematoda; Chromadorea; Rhabditida; Rhabditidae
Source: the annotation of a GenBank genome assembly